Brienomyrus brachyistius is the source of this 6919-nucleotide messenger RNA. It is a transcript of the gene dlgap1a, whose product is annotated as discs, large (Drosophila) homolog-associated protein 1a. Gene Ontology annotation, biological process: signaling. Lineage: Eukaryota; Metazoa; Chordata; Actinopteri; Osteoglossiformes; Mormyridae. Gene Ontology annotation, cellular component: postsynaptic specialization; glutamatergic synapse. The record is from RefSeq and is a predicted model, not a curated record. Gene Ontology annotation, molecular function: molecular adaptor activity.
CCCUCCCCCUGCCGCCGUUGAAUGCCCUCGGUCAAGGAAGAGCAGCCAUGAAAGGCUUGUCGGGCAGCCGGAGCCACCACCACCACAUGGUCGCCUGCGCGCCCUCCUAUGAGUCGCUGGCUCACCACAGUGACCGCAAGCCCUUCUUGCUGACCCAGCCAGAGCCCCUGCCGGGGGACCACCCGUACUACAGCCAGCGGGCUGCCUUCCCACAGGAGUGCCCUGCUCCAUAUGGCACCUUCCCGCGCCGCUAUGGCUCCCACCUGGAACUUAAGGAAGAAUGUCAGGCCCUGGUUCCGUACGUGGCGCCGGCUCCACCAACCCCGACUAGCCGAGCCCCCUCCAGCCUCCUGGACCAGCUGCCGUCCGCACGAGAUGGCUACCACACGCUGCAGUACAAGCGGGCGGUGGCCGCAGCGGCCGAGCAGCGUGGAGACAGCCCCGGCCGCAUCCGUCACCUGGUGCAUUCGGUGCAAAAGCUGUUUACCAAGUCACAUUCUCUGGAGGGUCCCACCAAGGGGGGCGUCAACGGCAACAAAGCGGGCCCUGACGAAAUGCCCCCCACCCGCCACCGCAAGCGGAGCAAGAGCCGGGACCGCUGCAAGUCGGCUGAGCCCAAGCUGCGGCCCCACGCCUCAGGCUACUGGAGCUCCGACGACAACCUGGACCGUGACGCCUGCCUCUUCCGCAGCCCCAUGGGCGCCAUGACGGUGGGCCGGCGACCUGACAAGUCGCAGUCGCAGUAUUUCCUGGAGGCAUACAACACUGUCAGCGAGCGCGCGCUCAAGCCGCCACGCCCCAACAACGACGUCAAGUGCACGACCUGCUCCAGCACCCCCAUGAACCUGGACACCCAGCUCGUGAAGAAGAGCUCGUGGUCGUCCACGCUAACGGUGAGCAGGGCGCGCCAGGUCUACCAGAAGGUCCCCAUAAACGUAGAUAAAGCAUUAAUGAGGUCUGAGCCCUGUGGCCAGGAGAGUUCGUGCCACUUCCUGCAGGUGCCCCAGGAUGAGUGGAGUGGCUUCCCGUCGAUUGGCAAGGAUGACGACAUCCCAUGCCGGCGAAUGCGCAGCGGCAGCUAUGUGAAGGCCAUGGCAGACGACGACAGUGGUGAUUCGGAGGGCAGUCCGCAGCCCUCGCCCAAGGUGCAGGCGCGCCGGGCCAGCUACCUCAAGGCCACACAGCCAUCGCUCACUGAGAUGACCACUCUCAACAUCUCCACGGAGCACUCCCCCAAGCUCCAGAUCCGGAGUCACAGCUACCUGCAGGCGGUGAGUCAAGUAUCCAUUAACAGGAGCAUGGACACCCUGGACCCCAGCAAAGCACUGCUGGACCCCAAGAGCCUGCUGUCCUCACCCCAGUACCGCUCGCGGAACGAGAGCUACAUGAGGGCCAUGAGCACAAUCAGCCAGGUGAGCGAGGUGGAGGUGAACGGACAAUUCGAGUCGGUGUGCGAGUCCGUGUUCAGCGAGCUGGAGUCGCAGGCGGUGGACGCACUGGACCUGCCACUGCCAGGCUGUUUCCGCAUGCGUAGUCACAGCUACGUGCGAGCCAUCGACCAAGGCUGCUCGCAGGACGACGACUACCCCUUGCUGCAGGCUGCCUCACCACCCCGCACGGCCACCACUGUCCGGACCAUCCAGAGCAGCACAGGUGGUCAUAAACAAGCGAUGGAAGUGGGUGUAGGAGUGUCGUCAUGCAUCACGACCUACAAGAAGACCCCGCCCCCUGUGCCACCACGCACUGCCACCAAGCCCUUCAUCUCCAUCACGGCACAGAGCAGCACUGAGUCGGCGCAGGAUGCGCACCUGGACGGGCCCGGUGCACGCGGGGAGGCCAUGAUCCAAUCGGGCCUCAGCAACUCCACGGAGAGCAUCGACAGCAUGAAGGCGCUGACGGCGGCCAUCGAGGCGGCCAACGCGCAGGUGCACGGCCCCGCCAGCCAGCACGUCAGCAGCAGCACCAUCGUCACCAUGACUGCCGUCAACGCCGCCUUCGCUCAGACCCCCGAGGACAGGAGGGAGGCCCUCCGCAAGAGCAAGUGCCUCUCUAUCGGCAUCCAGGUGGACGGUCCUGACGACGUGGAGGACUUGGAUGAUCACAAGUUCCAGUCAGUGGGCAUCCAGGUGGAGGAUGAGAGAUGCUACCGGCGGCUGGCUCGUUCCAACAGCGUGACUGCGGCGGUACAGGCGGACCUGGACACCAGCGAGGCAUCGGACGGCGCUGCGGACUCCCCGAUCCCGGAGCCGCCCUCCUCCGCCGGCCUCUCGCGGCAGUACUCACGGGAAGCCACGACCUCGACGGUCAGCAUCCAGGGCUCGGGGAACCAUUACCAUGCGUGUGCUACAGAUGACGACUACAUGCACGUGGGCUUCGAUCCAUCCAUCCUGCCGCCACACCCCUGGAUCGACAGCGUGACCGAGGACCUGGAGAGCGUGCAGAGGGCUGCCUGGACCGUGCAGCGAGACGGCCGCUGGUUCCUCAAGCUACUCCAGGCCGAAACCGACCGCAUGGAGGGCUGGUGUCGGCAGAUGGAACAGGAGGAACAGGAGAAUGACCUGCCUGAUGACAUUCUGGGGAAGAUCCGGAGUGCAGUGGGCAGCGCCCAGCUGCUCAUGUCUCAGAAAUUCCAGCAAUUCCAGGAGCUGUGUGAGGAGAAUCUGAACCCAAACACCCAUCCGCGGCCCAUGUCGCAAGACCUGGCUGGGUUCUGGGACAUGCUGCAGCUGUCGAUCGAGAACAUCAGCCUCAAGUUCGACGAGCUGCACCAGCUGAAGGCCAACAACUGGAGGCCACUGGAGCGUCCGGAGAGGAAGGAGAGGAGGGUUCCCCCUCCCGUGCCAAAGAAGCCCCCGAAGGCCCACCCCCCUCUGACACGCGACAGGUCCCUGGAGAGCUCUGAGCGGCAGCGCCUGGAGGCUCGCAAACGCCUCCUGGCCGCUAAACGGGCCGCAUCAGUGCGACAGAACUCAGCCACCGAGAGCGCGGACAGCAUCGAGAUCUACAUCCCUGAGGCCCAGACCCGGCUAUGAGCGCUACCACCGCCGAGCCAUUGCAGGGAGCAGAACGCACACACUCACAUGCGCCCGCGGCAGAGAAAUCACGUUCAUAUCCAGAGAAAGUGUCUCCACACACCUCUGUUUCCCUUCACUAAAUGCACACGUCUUUGGACCGGAGGUUUAAAUCAGGGUAAGGCACUUUUUCUUCAUAGGAUCCUCAUAGCCGCACAUCCGCAAACACGCAUCUCGCCCAGAGAGGGCUGAGGGCUAGAUGCAUGCAUUAACGGCCUGUCGGAGCGACGAGGGACGGGGCGGUGACACCUGCCAGCCGUCCUGCUCUCUCUCCGUGCAGCCGUGGCGUAAAUGUUCUCCCUGGAUGAGUUGUUCGUAUCCCUGCCUCUUUAGCAGAGCCUGUCACCUUCGGCACACUCACGUAGCCACAUGAAAAGUACACCAUAACUAGCGCGCACAAAGACGAAACCACCCCCAUCCUGACGACGGACCGCAGAGUGUGCGCACGCACACGUGUGUGUGUGCGCAGAAGACUGCUGAAUCUCCUGGCUUGGUCCUGGGGUGCAUGGGAAGAGGACUGUGUUCUGCGGGCUCCCAAGGACCGACCGGAGAGCCCGGUUCCAGAGGCCCGCCAGAACUAUCCAGCGAGUCAAGCCGUCGCCAUGGCUGCCCUCAGUGGACGAGAACGGGCAGCUGGCUCCCGGAGGCACAGGUCGCUCUUGGGCACGGACACACACGCAUUCCCGCCAACCCUCACUAACUGCGUUUUUUAUUUCGGUGUGGCUGGAGGUACCAGUGCAACACGGGCCACCUAAAGCAAUAUUCUCCUCGAAAGAUGACUAUCAAGAACAUCAAACAAAUGAGGCAGGCAGCGAAAUGAAAAUACCGUGAUGCUUAGGAAGAACUGUGGGGGUGUCGACGGUCUUAAACAUUAUACGCGAUCUAAAAGGAUGCCUUCAUUAUGCCGUAGCUAUUUCCGUUCGUUAAUCAUACAUAAGCUUGUUAUUGCGAAUGCUUUGAAGAGAAUUAUAUUUCUCUGUAUUAACACUGCUGUAGUCAUCUGUGGGACAAAAUAUUCUUAAAUGCUUAUUAUAGAUGAAAGUUUUUUUGUUUUGUUUUGCUUUGUUUCUUUUUUUUGUAAAGUCGGGUAGGGAGUUUUUGUGGAUCUGUUUGUGAAUCGAUGAUCUUUUUGGGGCUCGAAUGAGUUUCCCGCAAAAGAAACUAACCGGAACAUGAAAUCUAAAAAGCAAACGAAAAUACGAUACGAAACGAAAAAAAAACAGUCAUGAAAUGCAAACGGUUUCAUCAUCUUAUUUUCUUAAUGAAGUCUUUCCAGUUGCUAGUGCAGGGGCUUCAUUUUAAUAGUGAUCUCUUCGGGGUAACCUUCACCGGCGGAAGGUUGCUCGGUCACCAGGAUCCUUCCUGGGGGGGGCGUGGAGCUCCGGUCCUCCUGAUCCUGCCCACAUCAUGGUGGGCUGGUUUGGGGGUAACUCUCAGGUAGAGAUGGAGGAACAGAUAGCACAGCAAAAUCAGGGUCUCCCAAAAGGAAAAAAAAAAAACAAAAAAAAAACAAAAUGUGUGGUGUGUUGCGUUUCCGUGUGCGUGUGUGUGUGUGUGCGCGUGUGUGUGUGCGCGCGCGCGCGUGCGUGCGUGAGUGAGGUACGGCUGCGUCUCUCAAAGUGCUUCCUGAUUUCCAAGGUCGAUAUACUGGCCAGUGUUUUUUGGUCAAGCAGCCUCCAGGACAUAGAGCAGAACAGACCAGCGGUCUCACGCCUUCGUGUGAAAAAUGGGGAUUUGUGUUUGUACAAUGAAAUCGGAAGAAGAUUUGAGCAUGUAGACACAAUCUGAUUAAUAUAGGCUUAGAUCUAAAUUGUGUUUUGUUAUUAUUAUUAUUAUUAUUAUUAUUAUUAUUAUUAUUAUUAUUUCCAGUGAACUAUUUGGAUUCCAUUUAGUGUUUUGCUGUCCUGAUCUUGUAUAUCAUAUGACACAGCCAUUGUGUGUGCAAACUUAUGAUAAACACACUGAAUAAAGAUUGAUUUAUUUAUAUAUCUAUUUCUUCAUUAGUGUAUUUUAUAAUCCUUUCCUCUGCCCUAACCAUGCCGGCGUGUCGGACCAUCAUAUCACUCCUCUGUGGCAGGAACCAGGCUGACCUCCCCCCCCCGGGCAAUGCUCCCUGAGCCCCAGGCCCGCUGAGCCACCAGCGACAAGCUCCAGGGCUCCCAGAAUACCCAGCUUUGGCUGGGGGGCAGGAAUGCAGAAUGGGGGCACGUCAGGGGUUUCCCUAUUCGUGACGCAGGUGGAUGCGGUGUGGGGGGAGGGGGCAGGGAGGCCACCCCCUCAAUGUGAGAGCACUGGAAAGCGACGGACCACCCCCGUGUGCCUCACAGAGCAGCAACUCCAAGUUCAGUGGGGAUUCCACACUGGCAUGAGUAACUUUCUGUGGAGUCAACAGGAGUCAAUACAGACUUUCUUAGUCACUAUUAUUGGGUAAAUGAGGUACAUUUCAAUGUAUAUUAUAACUACCAUUUCAGCCAAUAUAUGGCUCUAAUUAUGUCAAGAUAUGUGUGUGAACCCUCAAGGACCAAGGGGAACUUGUAUACAAAAUAAUGUCUUUAAUCAUCGAUUAACUUUUUAGAACUCACAAUCUUCUCACUCAUAGUUGACUCUGGUAAUGUCAAAUUUGUAUAUUUAACUAGUUUCAUCCCAACCAAAAUAAGGAACAUUUUUACUAAAGACAGUUGCUUUGUUUCCCAAACACACUCCCUUUACACAUCUAGUAAUGAAUAUUUGUAUUUUUAAAGUACUUUCAUUUUUACAUCAGGCAACCAAGUGAUUUAUUACUUUAAAAUAUACGAAUGCAAUUUCUGACUUGCUCAUUUGAAUUGUCUGUAAAAAUUUCAAGUUAGACUGCAAAUCGGUGGAUUUUUUCUGUUCUAGAUGAGGAGUCCCAGGCUGUGAAACAAUUAGUGCUCGUCUGCGGUACAUUAAAUGCUUGAUCAAUUCUCUGCCUUAACACACAAUGUAGCAGUCAGACACAGAAAGGUCCGGGGACGCGGACGGAGAAAAAUUGUUGUUUAGGAAACGGUUUUCAAAGAAAUUUAGCUAGAACAUGUUUCUUCUUGCGACCCGUUUGAUGCAUUUGACUUUGACAGCUCGCAUGUUUAACUCAUCUUGCUUCACUGGGAAAACUACUGGGAUUCACUGACUUGGCUGAAAUGUGUUUAAAAGCUGUGGUGAAAUGAAUAAAAAUGUUCAAUUAUCACUUGAACAGGGGGUUAUUUGCUUUAGUAUGGAAGCAUCAACAGAACAGGAACUGUUUUAUGACGGAGGACCCCCGCACCUCCGGUCACACAUUUCAGUGACGUGUGUACAUUCUCAACAAAUUUCAGCUAUUUUGUAUUUUUAGAAUUUACCGCCACCUCCGUAAUUCACUUCUACAGGCCUUUGUGAAUAAAACUACAAAAGAAAACAAUUUUCUUGCCAGCUUGAUAGACCUAAACAAUUAGUUGUUUUUUUUUUCCAAAAUUGUGAAGGCCACACUAUUUUGUUGAGAUUUACAAAUGUUUCAAAGGCACUUGAAUUUCACAAUGUGCAUUUUCACAUAAUAAUGUGUAUUUUGCAUAUCAAAAUAUUGAUUUGGCUUCCCUAGGUUGAAGUAUGUAAACAAAGAUUUAUUCUUUAAGGUGGGCCAGUUGGUAUGGUCUCAAUAUCAAGGCGUCUUUGCAACAACGACAUACCAAAACAUUCAAAUUGCAAAAGAAUCUGUUGUAGAGAAAUUUCAGGAGUUUUAUGUCCUCAUGCUAGAUGAGUUUGUAUACAUGGAGAUAAAACAAGUCGAAAUGAAUAUCUGUACAUAUAUGAAUGUUUCCCAAUGUAAAAAGUAAUUAAAUCAAUAUUUAUCAAGCCUA